Contarinia nasturtii (swede midge) is the source of this 2086-nucleotide messenger RNA. It is a transcript of the gene Coq2, whose product is annotated as 4-hydroxybenzoate polyprenyltransferase, mitochondrial. Gene Ontology annotation, cellular component: mitochondrial inner membrane. The transcript is spliced from 3 exons. The record is from RefSeq and is a predicted model, not a curated record. Lineage: Eukaryota; Metazoa; Arthropoda; Insecta; Diptera; Cecidomyiidae. Gene Ontology annotation, biological process: ubiquinone biosynthetic process. Bases 322 to 1536 code for a protein of 404 amino acids.
CCUCAAAUUGUAACAGCACCAGAAUCAGAACUAGAACUUUACUCGUGAGAUAUAUGUACAAAAAAAUUGUUUCUUUUUUCUCUCACUCACGGAAUAAUCCUUAGAUUUUCAGAAAAGUGAAAUAAAAUGACUACUUGACGUCGUAAUUGUUGUCGAUGUUGUGGGAUAGAAUCCUUAGAAUGACCUCGUGCAUUCAUUCUGAGUAAAUGUUGUUUCAUAACGUAUAAUUAAAUGUUAUCUACAGAAUGACAUUGAGAUAAAUGUGAUUUAGGAGAGUUAAUUGUGAUUUGUCAUUGAGUUGUUUCAAUUUCACGUAGCGAAAUGAAUUUUCUGCGACCAAUAAAUUUGUGUAACACAUUAAAAUAUUGCCAUCGAUCGAAUUUAUUUUCGAUAUCAUUGCCAUCAAUUUCAUUGCACACCGAUUGCACAAAUAAACGAAUUCAAGGCAUUGAAUCAUGUGCAAAACUAAAAUCCUUUGACAACACUUUGGCUCAGAGAUUGCACAAUAGAAAUCAAUUAGAUAUUUUCCACAGAUCGUCGAGCAAUCAUCAAGCGAUUAUCAAUAAAAAUGGGCUGUUUAAUAAUAUAAAAACUAACAUCGAUCCGUAUGCGCGACUUAUUCGAUUCGAUCGACCAAUUGGAUCAUGGUUGCUAUUUUGGCCAUGUGGAUGGAGUAUUGCGUUGAGUGCAACCGCUGGAGGAUUGCCCAGUCUAAAUAUGCUUGCUCUGUUUGGAUGCGGUGCAUUUAUAAUGCGAGGAGCUGGCUGUACAAUAAAUGAUUUAUGGGACAAAGAUAUCGACGCAAAAGUCGAACGCACCAAAAAUCGGCCUUUGGUCAAUAAUGAAAUAAAGCCAUUAGAUGCAUGGGUGUUUUUGUCGGGACAAUUGAGCAUUGGUUUAAUGGUGUUACUUCAAUUGAAUUGGACAUCGAUUGUAAUCGGUGCAUGCUCAUUGGGUUUAGUUACGGUUUAUCCGCUUAUGAAGCGCAUCACUUAUUGGCCACAAUUUGUACUGGGAAUGACGUUUAAUUAUGGCGCUUUGUUGGGAUGGUGCGCAACACAAGGCUCCAUCGAUUUGGCAGCCUGCUUACCUUUGUACGUGGCCGGAGUUUCAUGGACCAUCAUUUAUGACACAAUCUAUGCUCAUCAGGACAAAGUGGAUGAUUUGAUAGUUGGCAUUAAAUCGACAGCUUUGAGAUUUGGUGAAAACACGAAAAUCUGGCUCACUGCAUUCUCAACAGCAAUGAUGAGUGGUUUAUUGACAUCGGGAUAUAUCUGUGAUCAAACCUGGCCAUACUAUACAGCCGUUGGAUUAGUCGGAGCCCAUCUUGCCCAACAAAUUACUUCACUAAAUAUAAACGAUCCGAGCGAUUGUGCACGAAAAUUCAUAUCAAACCAUCAAGUUGGCUUGAUCAUUUUUUUGGGAAUCGUUAUCGGUACAUAUCUGAAAUCUAAGCAUGACAAUAAAUUAACCACGAAUAUCCAAUCAACACAGACACUCAUCGAAAUAACGAAAGACAAACUCCAUAUUACAUGAAAUCCCGAAAAUGGUACCACAUCAAAAAAUCUCAUCGAAUUUAUUUUUUGCUACAAACAGUGGAUAAGACCUAAACUAAGAUAUAGGUUUUUACUUUUUUGUUAUGGAUUGUGCACACCUGAUUUCGUAUUACAACAACAAACAAACAAAUUAACUAAAAAAAAAUGUUUUGUAUUGUCGGUCUCUAGGGGGUAGACGCAAUUAGGGCUUAUUGUGUCCUAUCAAAUGUACACGUUAUAUGUGAUUUACUAAAAAAAAAAUAGGAAAAAUUAGCAAUGUUAGAGCCCGUGUCUCUCUCUAGGCCGGUCUUCAUUUAUCUGCUUUGCAUAAUCUAUGAUCAAAAAAUGGAUUCACUAUUAUAUGCACCAAUCCGAGAAGAGAUCCUAUAUAAAAAAAAAGGAAAUCGCUUAAUGUGGCACUCACCAAAAUCCUGUAUAAUUUUUGUUUGUACCAAAAAUAAGUCACAAAAACAGAAUUUGAUGUUCAAAGAAUUCACAUGCCAAAGAAAAAAUUGAAACUUUUGCUACUUAAAAUAAAGUGUACAAACGGG